GAGGGCAAAAAAAAGCUAACAAGGAAAAAGUGAUGGAUAAAAUAAAAGCGUGAUAGCUGUUUUUGUGUAAGUAUACAUACUCGGAAUAACAACAUCUACUAAUUACAGGCUACAGAUUGAAUACAUUAAUGAAAUUAAUGAUUAUCUCAAGAAUAAUUAUAAGAUAGUGUAGUGAUAGAUGUGUACGAUAGAUUUAAAUUAUUAUGAGAUUAUAGGUUUUUAAGAAAUACAGAAUAGCUAAAUAGUUCGUAAUUUCGAUAGCACAGAAGAAAGCUAAAACUUCCGUAACAGGACGUUAAUAAGUUUCCGAUUUUUGAUAAAUAUUAGUUGUUUUGGAGAGUAUUUAAUAUACUAUUUUAUUAUCAAGUGAUAAUACUAAACGUACGAUCAGUUAUAAUUCUGUUGUAUGUUGUGAUUGUAAAAUGCUGUUGGUGGAUCAUUAUCACUUAUCUUAAAAGUGGUUUUAUAGUAAUUUUUUGUGCUUGUUAUUGCUAUUAGUAUUGAAUUAAUUUUGAUCGGCGUUUAAAAUACAUAUCAGAUGACUGAAAUUAGUAGUGUGGAUUUUUUAGAGUCGUUUGACACUUUGUACCCAGCUGAUACUGUUGAAUGGUGUCCAAUAUUAGAAUACCAUCAUGUAUUUGUAUGUGGCACUUAUAAACUUGACGAAGCAAACAAAUUAAAAACUGGCACCAUUAAUUUAUUUAUUUUAGAAGAUCAAAAUAAAAUAAAAUUAAUUCAAUCUAUUCCUGAAGAUGCUGUAUUAGAUUUAAAAUGGAAUCCACAUAUAGUUUCUGGAAAAAUAUUGUUAGCAGCUGCAUUGUCUGGCAACCACAUUCGUUUAUACAGUUUAGAUAAAUAUGAUACUGAAUUGUGUCUAAGCGUAUUCUCAAGUUUUGAUCUUCCUAAAACAAAUGGUGAAUGUCAUAUGAGUUUAUCAAUUGCUUGGUCACAUCAUGAAAACGGAUCACAUAAUCUUGCAUUUAGUGAUUCCCACGGUUACAUAACUGUAGUUAAUUUAAAUAAUCAACUGAUUUAUAGUUUCAAAGCUCAUAAUUUUGAGUCAUGGACAGUUGCAUUUAAUCACGGAGAACCUAACAUAUUAUACACAGGUGGUGACGAUUGUAAAUUUAAAUGUUAUGACCAACGCUUACAAUAUGAUAAACCUGUGUUUGAAAAUAAAGAUCAUGAACAAGGAGUAACAACGUGUUCAUCCAAUAAAAUCAGAGAAAACAUAAUUGCUACUGGGAGUUAUGAUGAAAUUGUAAGACUGUGGGAUACACGUAACAUGAAACAUUGUUAUAAUAAUGUUAAAGUAGAUGGAGGCAUUUGGAGGUUGAAAUGGGAGCCUUUAAAAGAAGAAUAUCUUUUAAGUGCUUCAAUGUUUAAUGCUGCUCAUAUAAUAGACACAUCAAUCAAUAAAGCUAAUAUUUGUCAAGCUUUUGGAGAAAAAAAUAAUAGACUUUUUUAUGGAGCUGAUUGGUGCUAUUCCAACAAUAUUCAAUAUGAAUGCAGAACAAAGUCAAAAAACAGAAAAAUAAUUGCAACAUGUUCGUUUUAUGAUCAUAGAUUAGAUUUAUUUUAUGUUAAUAUGGAAUUAUAAAAAGUAUAUAAUAAAAUAAUUGAAUAUAUCAACUACAUUUUA
This is a messenger RNA of Sipha flava (yellow sugarcane aphid), 1642 nucleotides long. RefSeq names its product diphthine methyltransferase. Bases 539 to 1600 code for a protein of 353 amino acids. NCBI's taxonomy places the organism in Eukaryota, Metazoa, Arthropoda, Insecta, Hemiptera, Aphididae. The transcript has 5 exons. The record is from RefSeq and is a predicted model, not a curated record. Gene Ontology annotation, molecular function: protein binding.